UGCCUUCUUUUCACUGUUUGCACGCCCUAGAAUACGGUAGCACACUGUACACCUGGAGUCUUGAAAUCCCGGAGUCUUGAACAGCCCGCCGUCGCCGUCGCAACGCCCAGUCUCCAAGACCCCCAGCCCAGUCGUUCUCCGCGCAGAGCGUCCCACUGUCCCACUUGGAAGAGGCAAACAGAGUACAGACACUACAAGUAUCACCAGAAGUUACGCCUUCAGUAGGUACUAUACAUCCUCUAUAAAACGAGAUCAUAACUCGCCACAACUAUCAGCAGGCUGGCAGACUGGCAGCAACUAUGCGCACCUUACACGCACUCUGGAGUCUGCGCCCAUGGACGACCGAGGCCACGGGAUUGCACUCUCCCCCUCACCCACCACACGUCACUCAACUCAUCCCAACCCAACGUCUGCGCCGGCGUGGAAAACAAAACCCAGCGUGUCAAGCCUCACGACCAACGCUCCUCACGGGGAGUGUAUUUUCCCUUUUUCCUUCUUUUGUUUUUUUUCUUCGGAUUUGUUUAAGCACGAGCAUGUCCAUUUCCCUUCGUUUUUUUUCCUUUUUUCCCCUUCCUUUCCCUUCUUUUCUUUCCUUUUUUCCUUCCUUUCCCUUCUUUUCUUUCCUUUUUUCCUUCCUUUUUCCUUCCUUUCUUCUGGUUCGAGUCCGUCACAACUUUCCCCAAGCGGUUUUGUUCAGCGGGAGCCUUCUUGCCGCGUGCAUCAAGCUUGUGGAUACUAGUAGGGGUGGCUCUGCUAGCUACUCUAGCGCCGACUUACUUUGCCGACGACGACGACGACGACGAUGGCGGCGGCGGCGCGAGCAUGGCACUUCAGUAGGAAGUAUGGAGGUAUGGAUGAGAGGCGAGGGUUCUCUUAUGAUUUUGUUUGUUCGGUUUGUUGAAUCAUCAUCAGCGCUCUUGCGUUAUUGCAGUCGACAUUUUUACUCUACUCGCGGCACUCUGGAUCAUGGCUCUCGGCCCAGGGGCCAGCACUCGUCCGUUGACGCGAGGCGUGGAGAGGCGAGGCGGGGAUGUUCCACAAUCCAGAAUCCAGGCUCCAUAACUGGGAUAAGGAUCAGGUAGGUGUUGCGAGAGACUUGGGCGGUGAAGGGAGUGGAUGUUUGUAUGGCCGUGGUGGAUUGGAGGAUGCCGAAUCGUCUGGGUAUGGAGGCCUACUAGAGAAGCC
This is a messenger RNA of Tricharina praecox, 1185 nucleotides long. RefSeq lists its product as uncharacterized. The coding region runs from base 300 to 1082 and encodes 260 amino acids. The record is from RefSeq and is a predicted model, not a curated record. The transcript has a single exon. Lineage: Eukaryota; Fungi; Ascomycota; Pezizomycetes; Pezizales; Pyronemataceae.